AAGGAGCAACACAAAUACGGUGGGCAAGAACUCACAGAGGCUAAUCGAAGAAGUGGUAAGGGUGAAGUAGCUACAUGCAAUGAACUGAAGACUCUUCUAAAGUGUGGUUCUUCCCAUGGACUGUCAGCAAAGCUUAUUUACGAAAUUUCCUAGCCUUCAACAAGGACAUGAAAGUGUUCAUGAAUACACAGAGAAGUUCUCUGUGUUGUCCAUGAGAGCAGGGGUGUAUGAAGCUGAGGAAGUAGAAAAUACAGAGCCAGGCUGCGAAUUCCAACCCAGGAUGAUAUGGCUGACUUUAGGCUAUGGUCUGUGGAGGAGACUUGCCAAGUCGCUUUAUGGUUUUGAAGAGAAGAUGAAGAGUCUAUAUGCUAUGUGCAAGCCAACAUUAAAUCCUUAAGUUCCUGCAGCAAAACCAGCACUGCAGCGUCUUGAAACUUUAGAUGAGAAGUCAAAAUCCCCAUGUUUCAAGUGUGAUGAUAAAGGUCACAUGCCCUAAUCGGAGAGUUACUUUAGCAGUGCAAGACAGUGAAGACGAGGAAAGUGCCAAUGAAGAAAACAAAGAGGUCAGGCUCAUGGCGAGGUUUAUGCCGUUAUAACCGGGGUGAUCCUUUAUCAAUAUCAAAAGCAUUUCCCAAGUGCAACUCAUGAUUGGAAGUGUGAUUCUAUAUUUUGCACCAAAGCUGUGUUUUAUGGGCUGUAUUGCACAUUGGUUCUUGCUAAUGGUAGCUCCAAAAGUUUUGUUUCGUGGGAUUUUGCUCAAAGGUUGGGACUUAAAGAAUUGCCAAAUUGCUCAACCGUAUUCUAUCUCAUGGCUGUAUCAAGCCUGCACCUACCACUUACGAUGACGUAUUUAAAUCAAUAUUUGAUUACAUUGAUCAUCUAUUUUCACUGGUCCGCCCAAGAAAGCUUCUUUACAUGGCAAUUGAUGGGGUUGCCCCAAGAGCUAAAAUGAAUCAGCAACGUUCCAGGCGCUUCAGAGCAGCAAAAGAUGCGGCUGCGGCUGAAGCGGAGGAGGAACGAUUGAGGAAGGAGUUUGAACUUGAGGGCAAAAAUCAGACUCCCACAGAAACAUCUGACUCAAAUGUCAUAACUCCUGGCACUGAGUUCAUGGCAGUGCUCUCAGUAGGACUUCAAUACCAUAUACAGUCUAGGUUGAACCAUAACCCUGCCUGGUGGAGUACAAAGGUUAUACUCUCUGAUUCGAAUGUUCCUGGUGAGGGUGAACACAAAAUCAUGUCUUACAUACGGCUGCAGCGUAACCUUUCAGGUUUUAAUCCGAAUACUCGGCAUUGUUUGUAUGGCCUGGAUGCAGAUCUGAUUAUGCUGUCUCUAGCGACACAUGAGGUUCACUUCUCAAUAUUAAGGGAGGUGAUAACCUUGCCUGGGCAGCAAGAAAAAUGUUUCCUCUGUGGUCAAGUUGGUCAUCUAGCUGCUGACUGUCGUGGUAGGCCAGGUGGCCAAGAUGUAGAUAUGAAUGGGAAGGUGGUGGAUAACACGCCAAUUCACAAAAAGAAAUAUCAGUUCCUUAAUAUAUGGGUGUUGCGAGAAUACUUGCAAUAUGAUUUGGAGAUCCCCAACCCUCCAUUUGAGAUUAGCUUUGAGCGAUUGGUGGAUGACUUUGUGUUUCUCUGUUUUUUUGUUGGAAAUGACUUUCUUCCACAUAUGCCAACACUGGAAAUUCGUGAGGGUGCUAUUAAUCUAUUGAUGCAUGUUUAUAGAAAGGAGUUUGUUGCUAUGGGUGGUUAUCUUACUGAUGCUGGUGAGGUUUUGCUGGAUAGAGUGGAACAUUUUAUCCAGUCAGUUGCUUUCUUUGAGGAGCAAAUCUUUUUGAAGCGGGCUCGUAUACAGCAGGCUAUGGAUAAUAACGAAGGGAUGAAGCUUAAAACUAGAAAAGAGGCUUCUGAAGAGCCGCCAGUGCCCGAUAAGGUGAAAUUAGGCGAGCCUGGAUAUAAGGAAAGGUAUUAUGCGGAGAAAUUUGAUGCAUCAGACCCAGAAAAAAUUGAUGAAAUUAGAAAAGAUACUGUUUCGAGGUAUGUAGAAGGUUUAUGCUGGGUUUGCCGGUAUUACUACCAAGGUGUCUGCUCGUGGCUAUGGUUUUACCCAUAUCAUUAUGCUCCAUUUGCUUCUGAUCUGAAAGGUCUAGCUGAUUUAGAAAUAACAUUUUUCCUUGGAGAGCCUUUUAAGCCCUUUGAUCAACUCAUGGGAACCCUGCCAGCUGCAAGUUCUAGUGCUCUUCCUGAAGAGUACAGGAGAUUGAUGACUGACCCGGCAUCACCAAUCCUUGAAUUCUACCCUCCUGAAUUUGAGAUUGACAUGAAUGGAAAGCGCUUUGCAUGGCAGGGUAUUGCUAAAUUGCCAUUUAUUGACGAGAAGAAAUUGCUUGCUGAAACAAAGAAGCUAGAGGGCACUUUGAAGGAGGAAGAACGAUUUCGGAAUAGUGUGAUGCAUGAUUUGCUAUAUGUGCAUACUUCUCAUCCCUUGGCUGCCAAAGUUACUGCAUACUACCGUUUUUUUUACCAAUCAGCCCCACACCAAAGAUAUCCUUGGCCAAUUGACACAAAUUUUAGUGGGGAAAUGAAUGGAUAUCUUUGGUUAACUGUGAGGAAUGGGUACAUGAAUGUGGUUCCUUCUCCUGUUAGUGGUUUGCAAGAUGUUUGCCAUAACCAAACUUUAAAUGUUACCUAUUUGAAUCCUCCACCCCAUAAACAUAUCCCUGAACAUCCUAAAGGCACACUCUUGCCUGGAAAGAAUCUUGGUCCUUUGGACAUAAAACCCUUCCCUGGAUUGUGGCAUGAAGAUAAUGGUGGCCGGCGCCAGCAAAGCAGAGAAAGGCCACGUGUACCCGGGGCAAUGUCUAUUCCUCAGUUGGGAGAAGCAGCACAUCGUCUGCUCAAGAACACAUUGAAUCUCAAAUCCAAUCACAAUAAUUUUGGAUCAGGAGAACAAACUUCGUACAGGAAUGCUGCUAGCAAUCAAGUACAUAAUAGGCCACGAGGGACUGGAUCCUCUGGGUAUGGAAGGAGGUUCAUUGAGGACAGAAAUUCCUACUGUGGAAAUUAUGACAAAGGCAACGGAAUUGCAGGUUCUCCUAGACCUGCAUUUUCUCCCUUUGAAUUGAAAGCAAGCCAACAGAGUUUAAGGACACAAGAUAGAUACUUAAAUCAAGAGCAGCAGACGGUCUCUCCCUAUGUGGUGCAAGGCAACACACAGAAGUUUAGAAGACAAGAUGGGUACUUGCAUCAAGAAGAGCAGCGCCACAGCCUACAGGAUGGAAUGUCCGCUUUGACAAUUGAAGAAAUCAGUACAAAGCCACCGGCAUUGAUGUCCCCAAGGAUACCCAAUUCAGGACAGUUUCCAAGUAAUCAGAACCAGUUUGUGCAGAACAUUGGUCCACUUCCAUCACCACCUCCCAAGUGGAUCAUUAGACGGCCUGCUGGAAAUAGUGGAACGUGUUAUAAACAACAAACGUCAUCAGCUGCAACACAUGACAAGCAAGUGAAGAAUGUUUGUCAGGCGAAGAGCCAGGAGCCGCCAGAAUUUCUUUGAUCGUGGAUUUGAGCACCCAAGUGUUGGUAGUACUUUCAGUUCAAGGGAGCCCUUGUUAUCUCUACCAUUUGAGCAAGUUUGUCCAAAUAUCAGGUAUCCUGCACACAUUAGCCUCGUUGGAAAAUUUGACAUAGAAGCUCCAAUCAAGAGAUUGAAGACAUCAUCUUGGAAGAAGAAAGAACCACCUUAGCCUGUUGUACUGUUUCUUUUGAGUGCCGAAAUUUCUGGUUCAGAAUCGGAUAUCUGAAAUGGGACAUGGGUGGGGUCCCCGUCAAAUCAGCUGAUGAUCGGAAAGGGGAAAUUGCACAGGUUUUGCUUAUGUGUACCAUAUACGCCGAUUUUACAACCCAAGUUUCCCUUGUUGGGUUGUUGAAGAGGAAUAUAAAGAAGACAUGUAGGUGCUCGGAUUAGACUUCAUGUGGAAAGAGUAAUCUUUUGACACAUUUUCAAAUUACGGGGAAACCGUGAGCAAUUACACUCCCUCAUGAUCCAUGUUUUGGACAGUACUUGUUGCGUUGGGACUGUACUGUUGGAGGGGCUUUUCUCUCAUUCUUUCUCAGAAUCAUUCUGAAGGGCAGAAGACACUCGUUAUUUACUCGAAAACUGGACAUUAAACCCCUUUUUUUAUAUCACUUGAAUUCUCCUCAAGAACCAGAUUGUCAAUUUCUUUUUUCUGUUCUGUUUCUCGUGAUUGGAAAUGAUUGCCGUGUCGUUUGUGUGCUUUCUUAGUUCUUAUAGUUAAGUUGCUUCGUUUAGUUUCUGUUUCUCGUCAUUGUAAAUGAUAACACCUUUUGACCGUUCUUUUCCUUAUUAACUAGUGUUGUGCAUGUUUGAUGCACAAUACAACAGGAAUAAAACGGAUUAUUUUUGCUCUC
Molecule: messenger RNA, 4421 nt
Organism: Rhododendron vialii
Lineage: Eukaryota; Viridiplantae; Streptophyta; Magnoliopsida; Ericales; Ericaceae
Product: 5'-3' exoribonuclease 4
Exons: 22
Coding region: 916-3546 (876 amino acids)
Biological process (GO): nuclear-transcribed mRNA catabolic process
Cellular component (GO): nucleus
Molecular function (GO): 5'-3' RNA exonuclease activity; zinc ion binding; RNA binding
Source: RefSeq, a predicted model, not a curated record